GAAAAAAAGCUCUGAAUUUCACAAAAUUCCAAACCCGACCCAACUCGGAAAAAUCAAGCUCAAACCAAAAUUCUCUUUUCACUGUUCCGGAACUGGAAAAAGCUUCUUCUCCUCUCUUCGUCAGCUCCCCGUUGGAUUGAACAGAGAAAGAGAGACGGGGAGGAGGGUUUUCGAAUUAUCGGAUUCUUCUUUUUUCCCAAAUUACCCCUGUGGUUUGUUUAAAUGCCAAAUUCAAAUUCUUGUAGUCCUUGUUGUUGUUCAAGAUAAUCACGAAGCAGCGACCAUGAUCGUGAGGACAUACGGUCGCCGCAACAAAGGAAUCGCGAGGGCUUACUCGGACUCCUUAAACGACGACGUAGCGGACCCUUUCAGAGACUCUUUCUCUUCCCAAGAAGCGCCGCCGCAAGAUUUUUAUAGCUUCCCCUUUUCUUCUCAGGAAUCUUCUUCUUUCUGGCCUUCUUCGCUCGAUCCCAGCUCAUCCCAGGACAACUCUCAAUCAACUUUGCGGAGGAAAUCCCAUUUCGAUGACGAUUCGACCAACGGCGUCGUGAGGAGGGGCAAGAAGCAUAGGAGCGGGAACACUGGUAAAAGGUUUCCCCCUUCUUCUUCUUCCUCUUUUGCUCAUUCAUCUGGGUCCUUGAUUCCGGUUACCUCAACGCUGAUGGAGGCCCAGGAGUUUGGGGAGAUGAUGGAGCAUGUUGACGAGGUAAAUUUUGCGCUUGAUGGGCUAAAGAAGGGCCAGCAGCUGAGGAUCAGGAGAGCCAGCCUUUUGUCCUUGUUGUCGAUUUGCGGUACUGUGCAGCAGAGAAGGCUGUUGAGAGCUCAAGGGAUUGCAAAGACUAUAGUUGAUGCUCUUUUGGGUCUCAGUCUUGACGACACGCUAAGUAAUCUGGCUGCAGCUACUCUUUUCUUUGUAUUGACGGGUGAUGGUCAAGAUGAGCACCUUCUGGAGUCACCCUCCUGCAUUCGUUUUCUAAUUAAAUUGUUAAAACCAAUUGUCUCCACCACAACUGAGGACAAGACACGAAAGCUGGGAUGCAAACUUUUGUCAUUACGCAGGGAUGCUGAUGUUGUUCGAGAUACAACUAAAGUGUCAGAUUCAAGCUCUGCUGCUAUUAUUUCCAAAGUUCAGGAAAUUCUGGUUACUUGCAAGCAAUUAAAGCCUCCAGAUGGGGAUGGCAGUGGAGUCAAGAGGCCAGAAUUAAACCCAAAAUGGAUAGCUUUGUUGAUUUUGGAGAAAGCUUGCUUAUCUAAAAUUUCAUUUGAAGAUAACCCAGAUACAGUGAGAAAAACUGGGGGCAACUUCAAGGAAAAAUUACGAGAGCAUGGAGGACUUGAUGCGGUUUUUGAGAUCGCCAUGAAUUGUCAUUCUGUUAUAGAGGGAAGGAUGGAGUGUAGUGUAUCUUCUUCUAAGGACAGAAAAGAUCAUUUGGAUAAAGAGACUCUUGCCUUACUUCUAAAAUUUUUGAAAAUCAUGGAGAAUGCAGCAUUCCUUAGUAAAGAUAAUCAGACUCAUUUGCUUGCAAUGAAAGGAAACCUGGCUUCUUGUCAGUCACAACUGUCUUUUAUGGAACUUAUGAUUAGCUUCAUCAAGAUUCUUUCGCGUCUCUAUCUACGCAGAAAUUUGGCAGCUGUGUCCAAUGAUGAAAAGCCUAGUAGUUUUUCUGAUGUGCUUGGUCAUGCUUCUGAAUUGGCGUUCGCAGAUGAUUUUAAAGCAGACAACAAUGAGGUUAUAUGCAUAAGUUCUACAAAAUGCUUAAAUACAGGGACUUCCUCUAGGAAGAGCUCCCAUGCAUCUCAGAACAAUCAAUCAACUCUGCAGUCAAGUCGCUCUGUAUCUGGUUCUGAAACGACUACUGCGCCAAUGAAUGAUCGUUGUUUGCUAAGGAUUAGAUUCAAUGAAACGGAUGAGAACAGUUUGAGCAUUGAACCUGAACUUCAGAAGGAUAAACAUCUUACUGAGCAAGAGUCAGAUCUCCUUGUUGCAAUAUUGGGCUUGCUUGUAAACUUGGUAGAGAAAGAUGGAUGCAACAGAUCACGGCUUGCAGCAGCAAGUGUUUCGUUACCUAAUUCAGAGGGGUUGGAAGAAGAGAAUCACAGGGAUGUAAUUCCACUACUAUGUUCUAUCUUUCUUGCCAACCGUGGAGCAGUUGACCCAGCUGGAGAAGAGAACCUGGUCUCAUGGAAUGAUGAGGAAGCUUUGUUACAAGGGGAGAAAGAAGCAGAGAAGAUGAUUGUGGAAGCUUAUGCAGCAUUGUUACUUGCAUUUAUUUCGACUGAGAGUAAGAGUAUACGGAAUGCAAUUUCUGAUUGUCUCCCAAAUCGCAAUCUGGCAAUUCUGGUGCCUGUGCUAGAGAAAUUUGUGGCAUUUCAUUUGACCUUGAACAUGAUCUCACCGGAGACUCAUAAAGCUGUUAGUGAAGUAAUCGAGUCAUGUAGGGAGCCAUGAGAAGUUGAGAAAUGAAGAUUCUCUUGUACAGCUUCAGCCUUCAGCCCUUGUAGAUUAGAUUUAGGUUAUUACAUGAUGCCAGUGCCCAAGAGGCUGGGAUUUCUGCAGCAUAUAUUGUAUCAGAUCCGACUACAGGCCUGUGUUAUAGUCUGAUUGACCUGUUUCCAUCUAUCCAUCCCUCCACCCCUUCUCUUUUUCUUUGAUUAACAGUUUUUGUUUCAUUCCUUCCUUAAGUAUUCUUUUAUAGCUCUUUAAUCGAAUCAUGGUGCAGGCUUCGCUGCUUGUAUACAGAAAUGAUAGUAGAAUCAAAAUUUUCUUACUGACGUAUAUCUUAUAUGUAAUUUUUUUUACCCGUUUCCAGCGUACAUGCCUCUGCAAGGGAUUAUUGUUUGUUUCAAAAAGAUUAUUGUAAAUAGAGAUUCGAGAAUGGUAAAUGGUUUUAUGUGAUUUC
This is a messenger RNA of Carica papaya (papaya), 2900 nucleotides long. The record is from RefSeq and is a predicted model, not a curated record. NCBI's taxonomy places the organism in Eukaryota, Viridiplantae, Streptophyta, Magnoliopsida, Brassicales, Caricaceae.